Diceros bicornis minor is the source of this 1601-nucleotide messenger RNA. RefSeq lists its product as uncharacterized. The record is from RefSeq and is a predicted model, not a curated record. The coding region runs from base 1 to 759 and encodes 252 amino acids. Lineage: Eukaryota; Metazoa; Chordata; Mammalia; Perissodactyla; Rhinocerotidae. The transcript has 3 exons.
AUGGGGCCGCGGGCUCCGGCGGCGGCGGGCUCGGCGCAGGCACGGCCGCGGCGGCCGCAUGCAAAUCGGCUCCCUGCCCCCACGCCCCUCCCCCCGAGAGCCCGCCGAGCGGCCUCCUGCGCGCCGGGGCCCCGCGCCCGCUGCUGCCGCUGCCGCCCGCCGCCUGCCUGCGCCCCAGCCGCGCCGGCAUCCUCGGGGCGCCCGCCCGCCGCUGGGCCUCGCGCCGCCUUCAGGGGCCGCGCCGGGCGCCGGAGAGCCGCAUUCCGACACAGCGGUCGGCCCGGCGCGCCGCGCUCCUCCGCGGCCGCUCCGCGCGUCCGGGCGGCGAGGUGCACCUGUUCUUCAGCCGGCCCGCAGCCAACCCUCGGCCAGCACUCCCGGGGAGAAACCAAUCCGAGCGCAGCGCGGAGGGCGAGCGGCCCGGCUCGCCGCGCUCCCGCCGCCGCGAGUCAAACUCCGGCGAGCUGCGCCGCCGCCAGCGCCAGCCCGGCCGGGGCGCACGGGCUCCGCGCGGGUGCUGCCGAGCCGCCUCGGAGGGGUGCCAGGCAGCCGCAGAGGAUUCGCAACCGCUCCUGGGCGCCGCGCCCGCUCACGCCUGGGGAGGUGAAGCGGGGGACCGCGUCGGGGAUGCCGGGCGACGCGCACCCCGGCCGGAGGCGGCUCCAGGCGGGCUCUGGCGGCCGCGCGGGCGCGGUGUGUGCAGAGCCGGCGCGGACGGGCUGGGCUGUAGGCGGAGUAGCGCCUCCCACCAACACCUAAGGGUGGCUUCUUAAUGCGCGCAAGAUAAAGAAAUGAUCCAAGCAACCCCCGCUUGGAAGUGUGUGGCAAAAGCAGCUCCCGACCGAUUGUGAGCCCGUCUCCUGUGCGGAUCCAGUGGGGUCGAAGACUGACGCUGCGGGGCGAGGGAGCGGGGGGCGUGUGCGCGUGGGAGGGUGCCUGUGCGCCCCCCUGCCUGACGGCGGGGACUGCUGCAUGGAGGGCCACCUUUCCCUCCGAGUUCCUGGGAGACAUGCCUGUGAAGCAGAGGAGCUUCGUGCAGUUAGACCUGGCAGGUGGAGAGCCCAACGGUACACUAAAAAGACUGCAGAGAGCAGAGGAUGCAUUGAAACUGGAAGCCCCUGGGAUUUGGUGCCUACCCGAGUAUUUUGCACAGACACGGUUAAUAAAUUAUGUUUGAUGGCAGUAAUGUGGCUGUCACCUCUUUCAGCUCUAACAUUGAGACUUUCCUCUUCGGAAAGCUUUUGAUUUUUAGUUUGCCCUAAUCCAGAGUGCUGAAUUAUGAUUCCAAAAAUUGUAAGUGAAAGAAGUACCACAAACCCUUGAAUCUGUAUUCCGUCAGCUUUCCAGUGCAAGGCCUAGUCCUCUUACGUAAAAAUUGACCCAAUCUCUACUUUCUGUGGGUGCUGGGCAGUUACUGGCCAGCCUUUCCUGUAUAGCAAAUAAAAAUUAGCUUUCAUGCAAAACAUUGUGAACUUAUAGCAGGUGCUGCUGUCAGCUAUGUGAGAUAGAAAGUCACUUUUCUGAAACACUCCUAGUUCAUUGGCCGCCCAGUGUUCCUGUGGCCCCCCAGCUCUUUGCCUGCUGAAGUAAAUCCGGUGUAG